AAUUCACUUCAAUUUUCGUAGCAACAUAAAAACACGAGGACUGAAAUCUCACAGGAACUGGCAGGUGAAGAAGGAAAAAGGGCAUUACAUUAAAGAUCUAAUCGAAUAAUGGAAGAAUUUAUUUCAUCUUCGGGAGUUGAAAAUGCAUACAAAGCUGCAAAUAUGCUGAGCAUGGAUGCUUCACAGUUUGGAAAUGAUGCUUCAUAUGAAUACAUGUGGGCAGUCAAGACCUUCAAGUAUGCAGAAACACACUUUAAGCUUAUCAGCACCUUUGACCCAUCAAAGCUGAGACUCACAAAAUAUGAUGACCAAAUAUAUAGAAUGUUCAAAAGAUAUUUCAAAAACUUUAAGGUUGACAUUGUUGAUAUAGAGAGUUUGAAAACGGAAACAUCAAAGGCAAGAUGGAGACCAUUCUGUGAGCUGUUUAAAGGCAAAGUAGAAGAUUAUAAUUUUGGAACUCUACUCAGAAUGGAUUGCUCUAAAGGGUAUUUGGAAGAUAACACAGAGCUUGUUACCAGAAUUCAAUUUCUUGCAAUUGAGCUGGCAAGAAAUCGGCGUGGGCUCAACCAAUUCCAUCUAAAUGAGGACAAGAAGACAGACAAUGAUGUGAGAUCAGAUAAACAGACUGUCGAAAAAGCUUGUACUGUAACAGAAGAAGGGGCUGAAAGCAAAGAAAUUCACCAUGCAGAAGAGUCCAAAGAUAUCGAAUGCGGUGAAGAGGCAGCCCAAAGUAGCUCGUCAAGUUAGCAAAUGCCUCACUCCCUUGCAAGCGCUUUUUCAUUAUAAUACACAAAGGUAGAGACAAAGUAUAAAUAUGCUGGAUAGUAAAAGGAAGAUAGCCACUUGACAGACAUUCAAAAUAAGAUAUCAUCUCAGUUUUUUAAAGGCCAUGUUUUUCUAAAGUUACAACUUAUAUAGAAGAUAGAGUAAUUUUACAGUACAGUAGAGGGCAAGAAAUACUAGAUAGAUAUUUGUACAGAAUGGAAACUGCAAAAUUGGAAAGUGAUUGGUUCAUUGUUUAGAGAAGGUCCAGUAAUUCACAAGAGACUUUCCACACAAUCAAAUGGUUAACCUCAGCUGAUACAUUGAUGGAUCUUUCCUUGAUGUAUUACUUGAUGAUUUUUAAAUAAAGAUGAAAAUAGUAUCCGUAUAUUCUUAAAUUAAGUUUUUUUUUCAUUUAAUUUUGCUGGGAAUACAAAUAAAAAGCUGAAAGCGGCCAGCAAUGGGGUACGCGAUUUCCAUUGUGAAAUAAAGUUUGGAUUUUUCUAGAGUUAUGAAUGUAGAAUUGGGAAAUGUUUUGUUGAAUAAAAUAUCCUUUUCCUAUGUAUUUUGUCUCAGCUUCUCCAAGUGUGCUUGGUUUUUUUCUAACAAUGCAAGUAAUAUAUCUUAGUCUUCUGUAUAUGUUAUAUCGAGGGUAGAUUCAUAUGCUUGACCACCAAGUGAAUGUAAAAAAUA
Rhopilema esculentum is the source of this 1455-nucleotide messenger RNA. RefSeq names its product protein PBDC1. Lineage: Eukaryota; Metazoa; Cnidaria; Scyphozoa; Rhizostomeae; Rhizostomatidae. Gene Ontology annotation, cellular component: cytoplasm. The record is from RefSeq and is a predicted model, not a curated record.